AUGCCAGCUAUCGCAGCAGCAUCGGACAUCGAGUCCUUUCAAGCGUCCGCCUCGCAGUCAGUAUUCGACGCUCUGCCAAACCGGCCUGCUGAGCUCCCUCAAACCCAUGUCAAUCCUUCUUAUUGGCAAGCUACGUGCGAGGGCCCUGCCAAGACCGCCCACCUCAGCGAUUCUUCGGCUGUAGAAGGUGAAGCUACCGUUGCUAUCAUAGGGUGAGCUGUGCCGCGUCAGCGUGAAGCCUAUCACAAAGGCCUCCAAACGCUGAUCCAUGACCUGAGCGGCCACUGGUGCGCGCCCUACUGUACGAGCGCAGCACUGGCAUCACCGGCAUCUCCACGUUGUACCACCUCGUCACGCGCUUGCAAUCGGGCAGUCGCAUCGUUCUCUUCGACGCGCGCGGCUUCUGCUCGGGCGCCACAGGUCGCAAUGGAGGGCACAUGACACCUCUCUCUGCUUUGAGUUACCGCGAGCUGCGGAACUCGCCGGGCAUAUCGAGAUACGCAGUCAAGCCGCCGGAAGGAAGAACCAGGCAAGAAGUGUACGGCAAUGAUCGAGGAGACUUGCUGGAUGAGGUGGUCAGGACAAUGCUGGUGUGUGAAGCCAGAACAGCUGCGGAGCUCUUGGUGCUCACUAGGACGGAAGCCGCCCUGGCUCGCAAGGACCCUUCGAAAGCUCAGCUAGAGGGCUACGUGGAUCCCGAGUUGCAGUGCGCAGGAAGAUGGAUCGUAGCUCUUGAGGAUCGAGAAGUGAAAGAAGUUGAAGAUUCCAUCACAGCUGCGAAUCACGCAGGUCUCAGUGACUGGACCAAGGGCCUCAUCAGGCUGCCAAACGCCGAGCUGGAGCAGGUACGUGGAGAGGUGUAAUGUCCGCCCUGCUUUGCUACCACGUACAUCGCUCAAAUACUGCCUCGCUAAAAUGCAGCUCGGGCUGUCGGGUGCCAAAGCGGCAUGGGAACAGACGGGCUCCACAGUUCACCCGCUCAAGCUCGUCUCUUUACUCUACUCGGUGGCGAUGCGCACUGCCAGAGAAAGGCGUAUCCAAGUAGAAGCGCAUACAUACUGCCCAGUCGAUGAGGUUGUGGAGCAGGCUUCGAACGGAUUCAACAAUUUGACGCAAAGCAGCUCUCGCGCUUUGCUCCGAACGCGACGUGGCUCCCUGCAAGCCAGAUACGUCGUGCACGCCACCAACGCAUGGGGUGCGUGGAGCCCUUAGCUAAUUCUGAUUGCCGAGCGUUCGACGACUGACUGUUGGCCCUUCGGAUGCGUCUUGAUCUGGAUGACACGCCAGCAAGUCAUUUGAGCCCUCAGCUCGCAGGUCCAAAGGGCAUAGUGCCCACUCGAGGCCAGGCGAUGGCGGUGGAGCCAAAGGAUCCUCAAACAUGGUCUCAAGGCUUAGCCACGCCAGACGGAUUCAACUACAUGCAAAUGCGGCCCAGAACGGCUCAAGUGCAAGCCGGGACAUUGCAGGGUCCUGCCAAGAAUCCUCCCAUCAUCUUCGGAGGCGGACGCAAUUCGGCGCCUGCUUACGAGUGGGGUGUGGAGAAUGAUGGAGAGCUUUCGAAUAAUGUCAGCAAGGUGAGCAGAAGUCUGCAAAAUCCCCUGGCCCUUUCAAACGCCGACUAAAAGCACGCAAGCCUGUCUAAUGUACAGCGCCAACGUCAGCUCUUAUCCUCCUUGCUGCCCUCCGCAUUCGAGAGACUACCGCAACCAACGCACGAAUGGACAGGAAUCAUGGCAUACACGCAAUCGUUGAAUCCUAUCUGUGGUCCAUUACUACGAGGGCAAGCUCUGGCCGAUGAGGACAGCGACCUGAAGCCAUCUGCUGACAUCAUUCCAGGCCAGUACAUCGCUGCAGGCUACUCUGGAGUGAGUCUAGAUCAGGUGUCUACAUGGGUCACAUGAACUAACCGUCAUUCUCCGCUGACCCGUACUUGUCUGGUCUCUUGGCUCCUGCAGCAUGGCAUGACGAGGGCAUAUGCAUGUGGGGAAGUCAUCGCUGAGAUGAUCGAAGUAGACGUGCUGGCUGCCUCCUUAUCAGAGCCACUCGACGAUCGCUGGAAAUGUCCCGGAUGGUUUCCUCGGUGCUGGCUGACCACAUUGAGCCACGUGUAUACAUGA
This is a messenger RNA of Ceraceosorus bombacis, 2117 nucleotides long. Lineage: Eukaryota; Fungi; Basidiomycota; Exobasidiomycetes; Ceraceosorales; Ceraceosoraceae. The record is from the annotation of a GenBank genome assembly.